Messenger RNA from Maylandia zebra (zebra mbuna), 1953 nucleotides. RefSeq names its product cysteine and histidine-rich domain (CHORD) containing 1b (gene chordc1b). NCBI's taxonomy places the organism in Eukaryota, Metazoa, Chordata, Actinopteri, Cichliformes, Cichlidae. The record is from RefSeq and is a predicted model, not a curated record.
GUGGCGGGCAAGCGCCGAUCUUUGCCGAGUGCAGCCGACAACAUCCGGAAGUGUAAUGUUCAACACCUUAAAGCAAACGGCGGCGAGCUCUCUGACACACGAGCUCUGUAGUGGUUAGUUAGAAAUCUGAUCAUUCGUUGUACUUCUCCCACCAGUCACUAUGUCUGUUUUGUGUUAUAAUAAGGGAUGUGGACAACGAUUUGAUCCAGAAAAUAACCCAGCCGAUGGCUGCACCUAUCAUCCAGGAGUCCCAGUAUUCCACGAUGCCUUGAAGGGAUGGUCUUGCUGCAAGAGAAGAACUACUGACUUCUCAGACUUCCUCAGCAUUGUUGGCUGUACAAAAGGUCCCCACAACAAAGAGAAGCCCCCUGAGCCGGUGAAACCAGAUGUGACAUCUUCAGGAGAAAAGAAGGAGUUAGAGGACCAAAAGCCAAAGUUUAAUGAGUACAUCAUCUCUGCACCGAAACCUCAGGAGGCGAUAUGCAGACCAAGUCCUGAUGAGCCAGCGGUGAGAUUGCAGCAUAAAGUCUCUGCAUCUCUGAAGCAGGCACUGGAGAAACUUAAACUAACUGAAAAUGCUGAAGAGACAAAAGAGGAAGAAAGUGACGAGAUCAAAAUUGGAACGUCCUGUAAAAACGGAGGCUGUACUAAAAGUUUUGAAGGACCUGCAAGUGAUUCGGAUGUGUGCCUAUACCAUGCUGGAUUUCCCAUCUUUCACGAAGGGAUGAAAUACUGGAGCUGCUGUAAAAGGAAAACCUCAGACUUUAAUACCUUCCUCUCUCAAGAGGGCUGUACAAAGGGAACACAUCUAUGGAGGAAAAAAGAUGCGGGUAAGAAGGUGGUCCCGUGUCGGUUUGACUGGCACCAGACUGGGACGCAGGUCAUCAUUUCUAUCUAUGCCAAGAAUGCAGUCCCAGAGCUAAGCUAUGUGGAUGCCAACAGCACUACGCUCGACAUACACAUUAUAUUUGAUGGAGAGAAGGAAUUUGAGCAGAAAAUCAGCCUUUGGGGAGUGAUAGACGUGAGUAAAAGUUUGGUGAACAUGAUGGCGGCCAAGAUCGAGGUAGCCAUGAAGAAGUCCGAGGCGAUGUCCUGGGCCCGUCUGGACCUUCCUCCUCCUCCUGCUCCACCCAAGGAGAGCGAGAAGCAAAAAUCUGACAGUGAGGACGAGGAUGAAGAUGAAGAUGACUGAUAAGAUUGAAAAUAAAGACACGUGAUUUAAAAACUGAGUUUCAGCAGGCUUCCAGUCAAGUCCCAGCUAAAUUGCACUGAAGUCCCUGGAAAAUUACAUCAUGCCUUAAAAUAAGUUGUCAGUUUUAAUUCUGCUCACUUUCACACCCAUGCAGACCCAUGUCACACUAAUGGACCGUGGCUGUGACCAGAUCUCAUAUUUUCAGGAAUAAAAUCAAUUUUGUUUUUCAUAAAUUUAAUACAUCAGACCAAAAAGCUGCCCCGGAUUGUCUUGAUUUGUCCGCUUACAUCAAUAUGUUAUCCAAACUUGUGUUUUAUGAAAUGUAUUCUGAAUCAAUUGUGAGACGAGAACUAUCACAGCUGAAUUAUCUUGAGAUAUACUUUGGAGAUGCACUCUAACUAUCCAUACUUUUCUCAGUAAAAAUUGUAAAUUUGCUCCAAAUUAUGUUUUUUACUUCACUACACUCAAUGUAAAUUUUGUACAAGUUUUGCUUUCAGAUACUGUAUUUAUCUUAUUUCUUGUCAAAACAAAGUAGUGUGGUUUUAAUGAGGAUGUACUGUAAUGCCAAUUAAAUACAAAGUAUUUUAAGCAAAAUAUUGUAUCAUAAAAUGCUAUGCUAGAAAGCAUGUGUCUAGGCUUAGAUUGUAUGAAGUGUUAUUUGGCAAAAGGAGAAGCAAUGGAAAAGUAAAGUUCUAGGAAAGGGAACCAGUUUGUCUGACCAAAAAAUAAAUAAACUUCUGAGAUUACAUUUUAAAACUGGA